AAGACCACAGUCACAAUGCUGUUCGUCAUCAGAUCCUAUCUUGUCGGAAGAUUUCGCAGUUUUCACAACAGUGACAACUGCUUCGUCAUAAUGAUGUUCUGCAACCGUCUGAUUGGAGUGUGGGACUAUCCGGAAAGCGACACCGAUCGAUUCCAUUUGGUCAAACGGAUUCUGAUCAACUUCUCUUUCAUCUACACUGUGCUUGAGGUGAUGUCCUUGGUUCCGGUGGUCAAAGCCUCCGGGGUCAGCGAAAACAUCAGUUCCUUGUUUCUGGUUAGCUCCCGUGUGUUUUGCCUUGCCAUAUGGUGCUCGUUGGCAGUUUACCGUAAAGAUUUGAAGAGAAUCUUCAUGUAUUUGUUGAAAGUUCAACAGGAAGCCGCCGACGAUUCUCGUCGUAAGUCAAUCCGAUACGUCAACUGGUUCACAUUCUCAUUCCUGGUACUGAACCUUACCCCGUUGACGGUGUGGAUCAUAAAUGGUCAGGCUGGUUCACCUAUUUCAGUCUUCGGACAUCCCUGGAUAGAGGGACUCAAUAUAGUAGCCUACCCCGUUGCCGUAUUCUUGAUAACGGUAAUGUUAUGCUACGCAGUCAUCCUGGUCCUUUCGAUCAUGUCGGCCCUUACGCUAGAAUUUUACCUGCUUGGCUUAGAUUUCCAGCAAAUUUUCGAAGCCAAACCCCAGGACGGUAACACCAUCAACUGGACAACCAUCGAACAAGCCUUCAACCGUUACAUAGAUCGUCAUCAAACACUUCUGAAUAAGGCAGACUUAUUCCGAGAACUACUCAAAAUUAACUUUUUGAUACAACUACUCGUCAACUUCUUUCUCAUUGUACUAAACUCCUUCAUGUACAUUCUGAUGCAGCGAAACGAAAGCUCCGGAUUUGCGUUCUCCGUCUUCGCCGUGCUAACCCUCACGAUGAACAUGAUGCUGAACGGUUUCCUGUGUGAUCAAUUGGAAGAGCAGGUGUCAUCCAUCAACCAUCGGCUGUAUAGCUCUGGUUGGACAGACAAACUGAUGCACACGAAAGCGUUCAACCAGCGUUACAAGAAUCUACGCCAGAUGGUGCUCAUAGUGAUGCAGCGUACCCAGAAACCAAUUGGAUUUACCUGCGGUAGCCUGUUCGAGAUGUCCUUGAUAACCUGCCGAAAGGUGCUGUGGUUCAUUUAUACGGUGUUGGCCGUGCUGAUGAGUUUGCUGGAGUGAUGGGCGAAGUUAGUUGUCAACAGUGAAGAGGACACUGCUAUUGAUCAAUGUGAAAUA
Aedes aegypti (yellow fever mosquito) is the source of this 1263-nucleotide messenger RNA. RefSeq lists its product as uncharacterized. Gene Ontology annotation, molecular function: odorant binding; olfactory receptor activity. Gene Ontology annotation, biological process: detection of chemical stimulus involved in sensory perception of smell; sensory perception of smell. The transcript is spliced from 2 exons. Gene Ontology annotation, cellular component: plasma membrane. NCBI's taxonomy places the organism in Eukaryota, Metazoa, Arthropoda, Insecta, Diptera, Culicidae. The record is from RefSeq and is a predicted model, not a curated record. Bases 16 to 1206 code for a protein of 396 amino acids.